Molecule: messenger RNA, 2019 nt
Organism: Aspergillus wentii DTO 134E9
Lineage: Eukaryota; Fungi; Ascomycota; Eurotiomycetes; Eurotiales; Aspergillaceae
Exons: 9
Coding region: 1-2019 (672 amino acids)
Biological process (GO): DNA-templated transcription; regulation of DNA-templated transcription
Molecular function (GO): DNA binding; zinc ion binding; DNA-binding transcription factor activity, RNA polymerase II-specific
Source: RefSeq, a predicted model, not a curated record
AUGGACAGCGUAUUCGAGUCAAUGGCGGCAGCAAUGGAGCCUAAGCGUCCAGGAAGGCGCAAAUUCAGCAAGCCGCCAGUCAAGGGAUAUUUCUGGCUAAACGGCGAUUUGCUGCACCGCUGCAGUCGCUCACUGCGAAUCCGUUGUGAUGGACAGCCUCAGUGUUCGAACUGCAUCACCAAAGGAGUGGCCUGCACCUAUCUUCCGAGUAAACGAGGCGGACCACGGAAUUGUCAAAACCGCAAACGCAGGAAAGAACUGCCCACGACAUCGGACAGCACAGAUACCGAAUUUCAAAGCCAGGAAUCUGUCGACUCUGGCACGUUAGUUACAGAUGUCACUUCUGAUGAAAAUGAAUGGUUCAACCAACUGGUCAACUUGAGUGGCCCCGGGGCAGGGCUGCGUAAUGUCGAAACGCCCAUUGCAGAGAUAGAAUCUAUAUUUGAUUCUAUAUUUGCCUCGGAUCCGGGUGCUCCUGUCGAUACCAAUCCUUCGGUAUCUGAUUUGGUUCAGAUUUAUGGGAGCAACGAGGACAUACUGGAUGCUUACUAUGUAUUCAUCCACCCUUAUUACCCAAUUCUGCCCCCUCCCGAAAGGCUCCCGGUGUAUAAUCGACCACUCUCGUCCAAAUCGACAUUUCAGGCCUCCAGCCCUCUCAGUCUCGCCAUUUCCGCAAUUCUGGUUCUUAUCCCUUAUCCAGAAGAAAGAGAACCCUCUAGAGCGGAAUAUGUGAAACUUCGUCGAGACUUUGCACAUUCCUUCGCAGUGUCAGCUCUCGAAGCCGUCGAAGUGGACUCGGAGCUGCUCGACUCUACCGAUGAUCCUGCAAACGCUUUAUCAGAUGGAACACAGAGGUUCGAUCGCGAGCAGUUCCAUCCAAAGGUUCCUGUGGCUGUGGAGAGUGUCCUAGCACUGGUUCUCUUGAGUGUGUACGAGUAUUCCCAGCGAGGAAACAUGAACAAAAUGCGCAAUCGUGCGGGCCAAGCGUUGACAACGGCGAUUGGCAUGUCCUUACAAGAGAUGGUAGAGGAGGACGAAUUUGCAGAAGCUAGAAAAAGGGCGUGGUGGAUGACGUACAUGACUGUGUGUCAAGGGUCGAUUGUCAGCAACACACCUCCUGUAUUCGAUGUGUACGACCCUCGAUUUGUGACUCCGUAUCCUGAAGGGUGGAAGAUUCUGAUCGAGGCACAACAAAUCAUCCUCGAAGCGACGACUUUCGUGCAUGACCUUAACCAGGCCCAUAACAGCAACUCCUGCUGCGAGUGGGUUCCCCGACGCAUGAUGGAGCUUGAGAGCCAAAUCACAUCUGCCUUACUCGCCUGUCGAGAUUCAGCAUCUGUGACACAAACGGCGCCCGUUGCUCUGGUUGACGCACCAGAGGUCGUUGUCUCCAAGUCCAUCAAAAUAAUUGCUGAGAUCAAACUGCACAGUGCCAAAAUCAAAACGCAUCGAUUCUGUGCCUUCCAAGAUAUUCCGAUUUUCUUCAAACGACACUGCGACUUGGAGUCAACGAGCAACUGCUGUGCGAUGGACUUGCCGAAAUCUGUCGGAAUCCCCACUCCUGACCACUCUUCGCCUUCUUCUACAACCUCCAGUGUUCAGUUCCCUUUCUCAUCCCACAUCUCCUCCAAGACCUGUCUUCAUGCUGCCCUCAGCAUCGUUACUCUCCUGGACAAUCUGCCAUAUCCAAAUCCCUCAAACGAGAUUCCCUGGACCGCACCACCAUACCUAUCGGCAGCAUCCCGAAUCGAGAUUCCACGGACAAUGCCAACAUUUGCAUGCUGUGCGGUACAAUCGAGCUAUGCGAUGUUGAUGCUGUGCUUCAAGGCACGAUCCUUGAACCGGGGUAGUAAUGAUGAAUUACAGUCGCCAGAGUCAUCUACACUUACUGGAUUCUUGAAUGAAUUGCAACAGAAUUUAAGAUUGGUGGUGAAAUGCUUGACAAAUUAUUCGAUUGCCUUUGAGGCAUUACAGGGAAUGCGAGAUGAAAUACACCAGGCCAUGGAACGAAUCUUUUAG